GGAACGAGCGAGCGAGUGAGCGGCAAAUGCCAAAUGGGUAAGACACGCGGCUAAACAUAGUGCCAGCGAUUAGCGGCAGCCAGCACUUGGCAUCCCCACACGCAGCGUGACAAUGGUCGGUAAGAUGAUGGCAAAAACGAGAGACAAGAAUGAGACGGAGAGGAAGAGCGAUAUCCUGCGGCAUAUGUGCGAAUACUGCGGCUACAGGACACGCAUUCGGGGCAAUCUGAUGGUCCACAAGCGGCGACACACCGGCGAAAAGCCCUUCAGCUGCGACACGUGCCAGGCAAAGUUUGCGGCCCGCUAUCAACUGAACACGCACCGGGAGCUGCAUCUGGACGUGAAACUGCGACGCAGUCGCCACAUGUGCAAGGAUUGUAAUGUUGGAUUCUUGAGUGCGCGCGCCCUCUACCAUCACCGGCCACUCCAUGGCCCGGGGAAGCGGUUCAAGUGCUCACAGUGCGACAAAUCCUAUGCCCAGGCGGCGGGCUAUGCCCAGCACAAGCGGUGGCAUCGUCAGCGUAAUCAGCGUGCAACGGCUGAAAGCUCCAUCGAGAUAAAGAUGAAUUUGGGAAGCCAGAGCCAAGACAACGAUGCUGCAUCAGUCAAUUGUUAAUUAUCUAUAAUGCUUUCCUAUGUAAUGAAUAAAUGUACCUAAAAAACCGAA
Molecule: messenger RNA, 667 nt
Organism: Drosophila subobscura
Lineage: Eukaryota; Metazoa; Arthropoda; Insecta; Diptera; Drosophilidae
Product: zinc finger protein 32
Exons: 1
Coding region: 113-616 (167 amino acids)
Biological process (GO): regulation of transcription by RNA polymerase II
Cellular component (GO): nucleus
Molecular function (GO): DNA-binding transcription factor activity, RNA polymerase II-specific; RNA polymerase II transcription regulatory region sequence-specific DNA binding
Source: RefSeq, a predicted model, not a curated record